UAACCGAAACUGAAGAAGAUAUUCUAAGUUGAAUAAGAGCAUGUUAGGACAACAUGUGGCAACGGUUUUUUCUCUGAUUUUCUUUUACUUCCACGAAAGAAACUAUCAAUGAUGUCUUUCUUCUAAAAUCAAUAACACUAGCAAUCAACUGAAACUUGCAUACACCCAAAUCAAGUGAACUCUAGAAAAGAAACGAAUAAAGAAGCCUUUUUUUCCAUUUUCUAUUCUUGAAAUACUUCUAUGGCUCAAUUCACAGCUCAAGGGCCCUUGAAAUUGCUAUUUAACAGUGACGGGCUUCACUUAAAGCUUCUUGGCUAUGGUUUCGUUGGUGGGUUGAGAUCAUUUCAACUCCAGAAGAGAAAACUGAGGUAUAUUGGUUCACGUUCAAGGCUUUAUGCUUCUUCUUUCAGCAAAAAAUCCAGGCAUUUCAAUGCGGAGGCAACUCUCACUGGAAAAGCAGAUAGUGACAGUGAUGAGAGUGAAGAUUACGACGGUGAGUUUGAGACAGAUGAUUUGGCUUGCUUUAGAGGUCUGGUCUUGGAUAUCUCUUACAGGCCAGUCAAUGUUGUCUGCUGGAAGAGAGCUAUAUGUUUGGAAUUCAUGGAGAAGGCUGACGUACUAGAAUAUUAUGAUCAGACUGUAAAUUCCCCAAGUGGAUCCUUCUACAUACCUGCUGUAUUAAGGGUUCCUCAUUUGCUGCAGGUUGUAAAGAGAAGAAGAAUCAGAAGUAACCUUAGUCGUAAGAAUAUAUUAUUUCGGGAUAACUACACUUGUCAGUAUUGCUCUUCACGCGAGAACUUGACAAUUGACCAUGUUCUACCAACUGUACGAGGAGGAGAGUGGACUUGGGAGAAUCUAGUUGCUGCUUGUGACAAAUGCAACUCGAAGAAAGGUCAAAAAACAGUAGAAGAAGCAAAUAUGAAGCUGAUUAAGGUUCCCAAGGCACCAAAAGACUUCGACAUACUCGCCAUACCACUGACAAGUGCAGCAAUAAGGAUGCUGAGGAUGAGAAAAGGGACGCCAGAUGAGUGGCGUCAAUAUUUGGCGAAGCCAUCCUCAGAACCAUGACAUCCAUUCUAAGUAAAUGCUGUACAUUCUGGUAAAGCACAUUAAAAUCCAUGCAUUCAAGACGCAAUAUGACUUGUAGAUUUUCUUUCUUUCGCUUACGAAUUAGAUUAACUCAUGUAUACAGAACAUCUAUCUAAUGUAAUCCUUGCAUUGUAUUACAACUUUUUUACGUUUCACAACCAAAUUUUACGCACGAAAUUUACAAUCCUUUUAUGUUC
This is a messenger RNA of Manihot esculenta (cassava), 1286 nucleotides long. RefSeq lists its product as uncharacterized. The coding region runs from base 241 to 1068 and encodes 275 amino acids. The transcript has 7 exons. The record is from RefSeq and is a predicted model, not a curated record. Lineage: Eukaryota; Viridiplantae; Streptophyta; Magnoliopsida; Malpighiales; Euphorbiaceae.